Messenger RNA from Rhizophagus irregularis DAOM 181602=DAOM 197198, 1249 nucleotides. RefSeq lists its product as uncharacterized. NCBI's taxonomy places the organism in Eukaryota, Fungi, Glomeromycota, Glomeromycetes, Glomerales, Glomeraceae. The record is from RefSeq and is a predicted model, not a curated record.
AAAAAAAAAAAAAUUAAUAUAUAUAUAAAAACAAAUAAAAUAUUUAGAAAUUUAAUAUACAUAUAUACACACAUAUAUAGGUACAUUAUUAUGGGUACAAUUCAAUCAAAACUUAACAAUCGAAGUAUUAAUAAUAAAACUUUAACGAAUAAUAAUUAUAGAGAAUUAUUUCUUGAAAACAAUAAUUUAGCCACAGUUGAUGAAGUAAUACAUUUAGGUCAUUGUGUACUUAGAGAAGGAUGGAAUGGUAAUUUCUCUUCUCCAAUUAAACCACGUUUAAUUAGUGGUGCUAAAGUGUUAGAUGUGGGUUGUGGUUCAGGAGCUUGGAUUUGUGAAAUGUCAUCAGAUUAUCCAUCUUCCCGCUAUAUAGGAAUAGAUUUACUUCCUUUAUUUCCUACAACGAAACCAUUUAAUGUUCAAUUUAUACAUCACGAUUUUCUUAAUGGUCUUCCAUUUCCAGAUUCGACUUUUGAUUUUGUACACAUUCGUUUUAUGAUAUUUGAUCUAACUGAAACACAAUGGGAACAAUUUAUGUAUUCUGAAUUAAUGAGAGUGUGUAAGAUCGGUGGUUGGAUUGAAAUAUCUGAUCCCGAAUUAAAAUUAAUUAAUGAAGGACCUGUUACCGAACGUAUAAAUUACUCAUUUAGAAAGAAAUUACAAUCACGUGGCAUAAAUCCAGAUGUAACAUUGUUACACGCCCAACAUUUCUCUUCAACUCCAAACAUUUCUUCUCCGAUUUACCAUGAACACCGAGAAUUUACCAUUAGUUCAAGAUUAUCCCAUGAUAAAUUAGCUCAAUCACUUACAACUUAUACGUUGGAAUCUUAUAGAUGUAUAUUAAAUUCUAUAGGUCAUGAAUUAAAAUUAAAUAUAAAUAAUAGUAAUGUAAGAAGAAAUAGUUUAAUGAAUAGUAUUAAGAAAAACAAUAAUUCUGGACAUAUUAGAAGAUCUAGUUUAACUACUUCUAGCAAGCAAGGUGGGAAAGAUGCUGAAAUUGAUAAAUUAUUGAAAACAAUUGAAACUGAAUUUGAAAAUUAUGGCACUCGUGCUACAAUUCACAGAUUCUAUGCAACAAAAACCGAGUAAAAAAAAAAAAUUUAGUGAUAACUUAUUUCUCUAAGAUACUAUUUAAGGCUGAUAUAUAUAUAGCAUUCAACUUCUACAAAUUCCUAUGUAUCGUAAUCAAACAAAUUUCCUUCUUUUUUUAAAGGACAAUUAAAGUUUAAAUUUAUGAAUUUUAAUAAAAGGC